UCUCCUUUUUUUUUUUUUUUUUUAAUUUUACUGAAAUUCGUGCUAGUUUUGGUCCUUCAUUUCAAACCCCUUUUGAUUUUUUGAAGCUUCAAUUAAUCCAAUCGGUUCUUCAGUUAUAUUGGCUACCGCUCUUUGUAUUGUUUAAUUUUGAUGAAUUGUUGAUUGAAACUCGAAUAAUUCCUGAAUUAAUUUUCGAAAAAACUUUUCUGAUUAGAACAAUCGAUGUAAGAAUUUCUUACAGCCAUGGCGGCGAAUGCUCAAAGCGGGAGUAAGAUUGAGAAGCCGAUUGUCGGUCCGAAUGGGGGCGGAGAUGGUGAAGGGAAGCCCGCCGCCACUUUCCAUGACUUCCUCGGAAAUAAAGGCGGCGGCGGCGGCGGCCAGGAGCCUAUUCCGCCGCCGCCGGAGGUGUCGCCGUCGGCCACUUCUGAUCUGGGCUCUGAAAGACUCGCCGGAAAUCAUUUGGAAGGGAUAGCGUGCUACGCGUCGAGAGGCGACAUUGCGGGGCGAGAGAGUAGCAAUCGUUUCGCUCGAAACAAGAGGAGCAGCUCGGAUUCAUUUAUAGACAAAUUCCAGCCAGGACAAUUGGAUUCGCAAGACGGCGCAAUUCUGACAAAGCUGCUUCGAUACUCCGGGGCAGAGCAGCCUAGACGGCUCCCCGACGAGGAACCGUCCUUUGUAAUGAAUCAAAUGAGACCGAUUUCGAUCUCCACCAGAUCCGACGCGAAUCCUUCCAAAUGGGAUCGAACGGCUGCAAUAAAUCCCGGUCACAUUUUGCAAUAUCCUCCGCGGACAGGACAGGUAAUACCGUUGGGCUAUCAAGCCGCGCCUAAUAGGAUUAAAGAGUCGAAUGUGGGCCCGGCUCUCGUUGCGCAGACGGCGGCGGACGAAGGAUCAAGGACAGGAAUUAAAGGGUCCGGAAUAUUAAGCUCGAUAAAUGCGAGCGGCAGCGGAGGAGCAGUGGCGGCGAGGCAGCCGGCGGGUGUGCUAAUUCGAAGCGGAAAACAGAAGUCCGGUGUCGGGAUUUCCGAACCGGAGUCUUCUGCUGCUGCGGCAUUCAGCCACCGCGGAACAGAGUCGGUUGGUCGGCAAAUGACCAUAUUUUACGGCGGCCAAGCUCAUGUCUUCGACAAUGUUCAUCCUAAUAAGGCAGAUGUAAUAAUGGCUUUAGCUGGAUUGAACGGCGGGUCUUGGUCGACGACAUACAAACCUAAUUCGGCGGGGAGGCAGCCGCCGUCUGCCGGAGAAAAUCGCAAUGCGGACUCCGCCGCCGGAAUGUCGGUGCAGGGGAAGCCGUCUGAGAAAGGAGAGUCGCACUGAGGGGAUCGAAGGUUUGUUCUAAAGUCGUGUUUUGGGAUUGAAUGGCUGCAAUUUAAUGUGAUGUUCGAUUAUUACAAGAAUGAAUGAAUGAAUGAUGAGAACUUUUGAAUUGAUGUACUUUUUGCUGUGGUUUUCUUGCCGGCGCGCCGUGCCUUGUCUUGUGGGAGCUAUUUUAUUUUAAUAUAUAUCGGUGGAUUGAAGUUAAUUUUUUUU
Messenger RNA from Andrographis paniculata, 1530 nucleotides. RefSeq names its product protein TIFY 8. NCBI's taxonomy places the organism in Eukaryota, Viridiplantae, Streptophyta, Magnoliopsida, Lamiales, Acanthaceae. The transcript is spliced from 5 exons. Gene Ontology annotation, biological process: response to wounding; regulation of jasmonic acid mediated signaling pathway; regulation of defense response. Bases 244 to 1317 code for a protein of 357 amino acids. The record is from RefSeq and is a predicted model, not a curated record. Gene Ontology annotation, cellular component: nucleus.